Molecule: messenger RNA, 3324 nt
Organism: Ipomoea nil (Japanese morning glory)
Lineage: Eukaryota; Viridiplantae; Streptophyta; Magnoliopsida; Solanales; Convolvulaceae
Exons: 6
Coding region: 330-3080 (916 amino acids)
Source: RefSeq, a predicted model, not a curated record
AUUACACUUCUCUCUCUCUCUCUCUCUCUCUCUCUCUCUCUAUUCAAAUCUCUCUCUCUCAGUCUCUCUAUUCCUCAAAAAAGAAAGCACACUUUCUCAUGUGUUUGGGUUUCUCUUUCUCUUUCUCUCUCUCUCUCUCCCACAUUGACCGGAAGAAUUCGAAACCCUAACCGUUCAAUCAGAUCUUAGCUUCUCUUCAUUCUCUACCUCUUGUUCUGCUGUGGAUAAUGGAGCUGAACCAUAUGAGGGUUUGAAGAUGAAAUCUGGCAUGGUAAUCCCGAUUUAAAUGUACUUGAUUUGAUCUGGUGUUUGAGGAACUGAAUGAACGAAUGGAGGUUGAAAAGCGAAGUUUGAAGGGAGGCUUUCUGCAGUUGUUUGAUUGGAAUAUUAAAUCUCGAAAGAAGCUUUUCUCUAACAAGUCUGAAGCACCUGAAAGUUCUAAACAGGGGAAAGAAUAUAUCAAUGGACCGGCCCUGUCACAAUUUCAGAAGGCACAUGAUUAUGUAUUUGGCUUAGAUGCCAAACAGAAUUAUGAUUAUCACUCUGCUCUGUCAGUCAGUAGUGAUGAAAAUUAUGGGCAACGGCCACCUGGGGUUGUUGCACGCCUUAUGGGAUUGGAUUCUUUGCCGACUUCACAAGUUUCAGAACUGUAUCAAGCCCCGCCCCCAUACUCUCACUCGUAUAGAGAUUCUCAUUACCCAAGAGCAACCAGUGACUUUGGAAAUGGACAUCACACGGUAGUCUAUGAAAAUGUGCGGAAUAAAUUGGAUGGAUUUAGCAUGAAUCCUGUUGAAAUGAGGCUGCAAAAGGUGCAAAACCUCCCAAUUGAGAGGUUUCAAACUGAAGUAUUGCCUCCAAAAUCAGCUAAGCCUAUUUCAGUUACCCAACAUAGGAUGUUAUCUCCUAUUAAAAGUCCUGGGUUUAUUCCCCCUAAGAAUGCAGAAUAUAUAAUGGAGGCUGCUGCCAGAAUAAUUCAGCAAAGUCCUAAAUCAACAAUCAAGAACAAGAUGCAACAUUGCAGCUCUUCUUCUGUUCCUUUGAGAAUACGUGACCUAAGAGAGAAAAUGGAGGCUGCUCAGAAAUCAUCCAAGGUUCUCGAAGCAUCUCAAAGAAUCAGAGACCACAAUUCUGUUAAACCUCUGAGAAGACAACCUACUGAGAAGGUCCAGGGUCAGCCAGAAGAGACACACCCACACUGGGCUGCCGAGGUACCAAGGCGAGAUGUUUCUCACAGUAAGGGUAAGGAGAAAUCAGUUUCACUUGCAGUUCAGGCGAAGACCAAUAUUCAGAAAAGGGAGGGAUCAGCUCCAACUGGUAAUAAAACUUCUGUAACUUCAAAGGAAUACACAGAGGGCAAAUCUGGUAGGAAUAGGUCAAAUAUACAAAGAAGUGUGGAAAAAAGAGCAUCCAGCAAGACCUCCAAUGUGCUAAGGCAGAAUAACCAGAAGCAGAACAGUUCAUCUAAUAAAGAUGGGGAAAGCACAAAAUCUUCAGUCUCUUACCCAAAAGAGAGGAAAUCUUCUUCCACAAAUGACAUAUCUAGGCCCAGUAAGACUGUAAAAAAUACUGUCGUAAACAGAAACAGUUCUGGAGCUGCAAGAUCUAUGGCAACUGAUAUUGGAAAGGAACCAUCUACUUCUAGAUCAAAGACACUUUGCAGAAAGGAACAGCUAGUCAAUGGGGAUAUUCACUCUGAUGGAAUUGUUCCCAGCAGCAUAUUGAAGAGCAAAGAUGACAAGUCAGUAAAAUGCAAUGUCACAAUUGAAGGAUGUACCAACUGGGAUGGAGUUGAGAGGAAAAAUGGUAUGGAUGUUAUUUCAUUUACAUUCACAUCUCCCAUUAAGAAAACAGUGGCGGGAUCCACAUCUUCAAGCCAAAUUAUGGAAAAGAAGAACAUUUUGUCUCUCAUUUCUGAUUCUUGUGACAAUCAGUCCUUUCCAAAAUCAUCCAUCACACCACCAUUAGGUUUGAAUGUAAUUGGUGGUGAUGCUUUGGGUGUUCUAUUAGAUGAAAAACUGAAGGAGUUAACCUCUAUGGUUGAGUCAUCCGGUCAAUACCUGAGUGAAAAUGGAUCUAUUUCUAGUUCUGCCAACACCUUACAAAACUCUGCACACAGUCUUGAUAGUCAUGGAAUUGUAUCUACAGAACAUAACAGGUCUCAACCCAAUCUGAUUAGAGAGAAAACAAACAUCAAAUGUGACUCUGUUUCUUCUCCACUUGGUGUUCUUCAACCAAAAACAACAAAGAAGUGGCAGCAAUCAGAAGAUAUAGAAGAGGAUAGCAAUGGUAUCUAUAAUGGAAAUGGAAGAGAAUUUAGUUUUCAAUAUCCUAGCCCAGCCUCAAGUCUGGAGCCUUCUUUCUCAGCAGAAAGCUGCACUUUGUCAGACAGCAAUGAAAGCUUUUUUGGCGAUGGCACCAAGAAUCAUGUUGCUGGAUCUCAUGAAGUUAGGAGUUGGAGUUCUUCGAUAGCACUUACUGUCGAAGAUGAUAUGGAAUUAUUAGACUCUGCUUCCUCAGUAUCUAUAGGUAGCAGCAGAAAUAGGAAGGAGUCAGCAGUUGCAUUCAUUUGUGCAGAUGUUAAGGGUUCAACCUAUUGGGAAUUGGAAUAUAUCAAGGAUAUUCUCAGAAAUGCAGAUUUGAUGAUGAAGGAGUCUGUUCCAAGUGAGGCCCACGGGAUCAUAUCAGCAGAUCUCUUUGACCGGUUAGAGAUGCAGAAGGUUGGAUCAAACAAAUACGUAGAAGCCUUGAAGGGUAGGCGAAGACUGCUGUUUGAUUGUGUGGUAGAGCAGUUGGAAUUCAGACACGAGCAGUCCAUUCGUGGGAGUUUCCAUACUUGGGCAAGAUGGACCACGCUGGUACAACGGAAGGAGUGGCUGGCAAAAGAAAUGUACAGAGAGAUAUCGGGGUGGACCAGCAUGGAAGAUUUGAUGGUGGACGAGCUCGUGGACAAGGACAUGAGUACCCAACAUGGGAAAUGGACCGAUUUUGGGACAGAGGAACUUGAAGGAGGUAUGGAGGUUGAGAAGGAGAUUCUAACAUCAUUGGUUGAAGAAUUGGUCUAUGAUAUCAUGCUGUCUUGAGGUCCCCUCUUAAAAAGCUUCAACUUGAUUACCACAUAAUAUAUAUAUAGCUCUGGUUAACAGUAUUCUUUCUCUCUUAACCGAGCCUCCCUUGCAAAAUAACAAGGCGAUGGUGGAAAUUCAUAGCGUUAGGAACUCUUGUGCCUGUGUUUAUAUAAUUUCUUCAUUUUAACUUCCAGAUUGAAUCAGGUUACUGUGAUUAAAGAAGAUGAGGUUGCUUAAAUGUUACCUUCAGUUUCACCUA